UACCGGAAAACGGAACAUAGAACACAAAGUGUAAACAAAGUUUUAUAAAAAUAUAUGCCUAUUAUUUAUUAAAAAUAAUAUAGUAAUCAUAGUAAAUAUAAUCAAGGAAAUAGAAAUUUCUUAUUUACUGAAUUAUUAUAGAAGAUCGCAUUACAUGUUGUCAACGUGAAAUGUCAUAAUUUCUUGUAAAUAGAAAGAAUUGUAUAAGCCUAAGACAUAAUUUCAGAUUCAGGCUGCUCAAAUAUUUCAUAACAAGGAUAUAAUUUCAAAAUUGUACAUCUUUUAUAGAACUAUAAUAUUAUCUGUUAUAACAAAUAUCGAAAAUGGUAACUUCGUAUUAUAUUAUGAAAAUAAACAAAUCAAAUAAAAAUGUGGAGGUUGACGAAUACUUUGAUAAUUUAAGUAAAGAUAACAAUAUAGUUAACAUAACCCAGCGAUUUAACAGCCAACAGACCUGCAGAGUUUGUUUAAAAGAAGGUUUGCUGCCAAUCUUCGGGAAUCAAAAUACUCCCGAUAUAAUUGAAGCCUUAAGUAUAUUCGGCGAUGUUGAAGUCAACAAACGUGAAGAAUAUCCAAACAAACUGUGUAAAAUAUGUUUUAAAUUCCUUAAAGGUGCAAUUUUAUUCAGAAAACUCGCCAAACACACCAAUGAAUUACUGAAACAACCUUUGAAAUUGGAGCCUGAAAAUCAAGAUGUUCCAGAGACAUCAAAUGUUGAUGAAGAUAUGCACAGUUUAAAUGACAAAAAACAAAUUAUUCUUCCAAAACUAGAAAAAGACAAAAGGAAUCUUAAAGUUCAAUGUUAUGUCUGCAAUAGAAUAGUUAAUAGGUCCUAUUAUAAAGAACACAUGACUAUGCAUGACCCCGAUCAUAAGAAAUAUGUUUGUGAUAUCUGCGGAAAGUCCUUUAGGCUACGAUGUGCAUAUCACAACCACAGUCUCAGACACCGCAACGACUUCCCUUUCAAAUGCCAAUUCUGUCCAUAUAAAGGCAGAUAUGCUGAACUUCUAAAAACACACAUGCACACACACACUAAAGACUACAGAUAUAUGUGUACAGAGUGUCCGGCGAGAUUUUUAUUUAAAAGCAAUCUUAACAGUCAUAUCCUCCUCAAACAUAAGGAACCACAGUUUAAAUGUGACGCCUGCAAGCGGGCAUUUCAUACAAAGCUAACACUUCGGAGACAUUUUGAGGCUGAUCAUUUGGGUAUCAGAAACCAUGUAUGCAAUGUAUGCGGUAAGGCAUUUGGUUAUAGAAAUGCUAUGAUGAAACACCAGCGUCACGUUCAUAAGAGAGAAAAAUUCAUGUACUCUCGCAUGCCUGCAUAUUUACAGGCUGAAAGUAAAAAUAACAAUACUGUUUAGCAUGUUAUGGAAUUAGAAAUAUGUUAGCAAAUAAAAUGUAUGUAACUAGUCAUAUCUCAGAUAUAUAAUAAUACUGUAAUAUACCAUUUAUUAUUUAAAUUAAGUUAUUUUAUCUCGAAAUAUAACAGCUAUGAUUUGUCAUAAA
This is a messenger RNA of Danaus plexippus (monarch butterfly), 1509 nucleotides long. RefSeq names its product zinc finger protein 81-like. The coding region runs from base 324 to 1364 and encodes 346 amino acids. Gene Ontology annotation, cellular component: nucleus. The transcript has a single exon. The record is from RefSeq and is a predicted model, not a curated record. Gene Ontology annotation, biological process: regulation of transcription by RNA polymerase II. Gene Ontology annotation, molecular function: DNA-binding transcription factor activity; RNA polymerase II cis-regulatory region sequence-specific DNA binding; zinc ion binding. Lineage: Eukaryota; Metazoa; Arthropoda; Insecta; Lepidoptera; Nymphalidae.